Molecule: messenger RNA, 2343 nt
Organism: Stylonychia lemnae
Lineage: Eukaryota; Ciliophora; Spirotrichea; Sporadotrichida; Oxytrichidae
Source: the annotation of a GenBank genome assembly
AUGAAGAAAAGCUAACGAAUGAAUAAGAGAGUGCUCUAUGGCGCGUAACUCCUUACCUACCUGGCUUUGGUAGGGCAUGGGAGUGCAAUCGGCAUUUCAAAGCCUGGAGACUGGCAACCCGCAAGUGUUCUGAAGUUAAUAGAGACCUCACAAAACAAACUAGAGGUUGGUGAGAAUAUGUUCAGAGGAGUUUAUGGCUUGGAGGGCAAGCCAGCCCCUGAUUCAAAUAUCAGACAAUACAUCUUCCAGUACACACUCCCUUCAUAGGCCACUUACUAAAACACGAUUACCUUUGACGACGGAACACAGCAAGUCAAACCCAUAGAGCUUAUGACAAAUACAAAUCAAGAAUGCAAGUUCUAUGCAACCUCUUCAAAGUCCUUCGCCUCAUACUCAAGUUCAUCAGUUAACAGCUAGUCCAACGCAUGGUCAGUUGGCUAUGAAAACGAGGUCACAGUUUCUGCUGAAGUCGGAGUUGGAGAGACAGGAAAGGUCUCUGCUUCGACCACUGUCAAAAAUGGAUUCAAUUUUGGCGUCAGUGACGAGAUUUCUUAAGAAUAUAAGUUCGCAUCAACUUCAAACACCUACACAAUGAAUCAGGUUGCUGUUGCCAAGAUGUUCUCAAUGACUUGGGACAUUUAGCGUCCUUAAUAACUUGCACCGACAUUCGCUUCAGCUUUGGAUGCAUUGGGAAAGAAUUCAGCUUCAACCAUUCAAGAUACCUAUAACUUGGUUCAGACCUUUGGAACCCAUUAUUAUGAGUCCGCAGUGGUAGGGGCAAGAGCUCAAGUGCAACUCUUCUCUGAUGGUUCUUCAUCUUAAGAAUCAUUCUAGCAGGAGGCUAAAAAGACCUUCCAAGGAGGAGUGACCGUAAUGAAUCUUGGCAUAAGCGCUGAGAGCACCACCUCAUCUUCAACUUCGACCUCAGGAGCUGUAUCCAAUUCCAAGAUGUCAUAUUCCCUCAAUACAGAUGGAUGUACAAAGGCUGCUUGUGGAACAAUCUAAAGAUGCUCUGCUACCAAGCCCAAGAUCAUUCAGUACACCUUAAAGGGGAUGUGGGAACUCAGCAGCAGAUUCCCCUAAUAUAACGCUGGCCUCUAAAAAAUCAAGGCUUACUACGAUCAGGCAUAACAAAAGGGAUUAGAUUGUAGAAACAACUACUGCAAUUCUCAUGGAAUUUGUGCACCAUCUGGAAGUUUCAAUACCAACUCACCUUUUAAUGGUGUUGUCUACCAGAAGUGUCUUUGCGAUUAGGGAUGGAUUGGCUCUACUUGCAAGCAAGCUGGGGUUCCCUUCGUCCCAAUUACCCUAAAUUCAUGCAAGCAAUGCUCCUCAGGAAAUAAUGGAGGAAGCUGCCCAAGUGGAACAUACAACAAGCAUGGAGGUAUUGUCAUUGGAGAUGGAUGGUCAGAUUUCCAUAAAUCAUUCAAUGGAGCUUGUUAGGGCAGCACUUCUAGCUCAGGUUCAGCUGCUCUUUGCUGCUAAGCAGAUAAUGCCAACUCAAACCUUGGAGAAUGCAGAUAAUGCUCUUCUUGUGGAGGGGAUUUCCCUUUCUAUGGAGGAUACGUGAAUAGGUUCGACACCUGGUCAUAUUACUGGUGGAAUUCUUACACUUAUGGUGGAUAGUGCAGUGGGAGCAUAGCUGACAGAGCUGCAGAAAUUUCUGAUGGCAGAAAAGGAAUUAGUCUCUGCUGCAAAAGUCAACCUAUUUGCCAGUGGUGCACUACCUGUGGAGGUAAAUACCCAGUUUCCCAGGGAUAAACAUCUGUCAGCAAGGACUGGAAUCUGGCUACUAACACAAAAGGAGAUAGAUGUGGCAAUGAGGGCUUUGGCUAAAACGGGUUCAGAGGUGGAAUCAACCUUUGCUGCAUGGAAUCCACCAAACUCUCAGAAUUCCUUGUUGAACCAUCCGAUCUUCAAGUUCCUUUCACUCCCUAAGGGAGAAGCUACUACAAUAUUGUGAAAGGUCUCUCAAACCCUACCUUCAACAGAGACAAAAAGAGAUGCGAUGAUGGAAAGGACUAUGAUGUGCUUACUAUUACUAGUGGCGCCACUAGAAGUUCUCCCAAAGUAGCUGGAGGCAUGAUAGUUCCAAGAGAUCUUGCCUGGUCCUCUGGAGAGCCUGGCAACCCCAACGACUCAUUCUCAGUUUCUGCUGAAGGUGGAAUUAACUUUGUGAUCAUCGUGGGAUGGAACCAAAGCCCACCCAAUCCAAGACCUCUAUACAGAGGAUAGCUUGACCUCAGUAGAUUCAACUUUAAGGGGGAUACUUACCACGGAUAUUUCAAAUCUCUUACCUGCAGAGGCACUCCGUAUCUUGCAUUUGACCUAGUCCCCUAGUGA